Messenger RNA from Triticum turgidum subsp. durum (durum wheat), 1965 nucleotides. The record is from the annotation of a GenBank genome assembly. NCBI's taxonomy places the organism in Eukaryota, Viridiplantae, Streptophyta, Magnoliopsida, Poales, Poaceae.
AUGAACAAGCUCUCCGGGCCGAUACCGCCCGAGCUCGGGAGGCUGCAGAAGAUCACCAGCCUGCUGCUCUGGGGCAAUGCCCUCUCCGGGAAGAUCCCGCCGGAGCUCUCCAACUGCUCGGCAUUGGUGGUGCUCGACCUGUCGGGCAACCGUCUCUCGGGCCAGAACCUGCUCGCCGGCGAGAUACCCAGGGAGAUCGGCAAGCUGCAGAACAUGGUGUUCCUGGACCUGUACUCGAACAGGUUCACCGGACACCUCCCCGCCGAGCUCGCCAACAUCACGGUGCUGGAGCUGCUCGACGUGCACAACAACAGCUUCACGGGGCCCAUCCCGCCGCAGUUCGGGGCGCUCAUGAACCUGGAGCAGCUUGACCUCAGCAUGAACAAGCUCACGGGCGAGAUGCCGGCGAGCUUCGGCAACUUCAGCUACCUCAACAAGCUCAUCCUCAGCCGGAACAUGCUCUCCGGGCCACUGCCCAGGUCGGUUCAGAACCUGCAGAAGCUGACCAUGCUGGACCUGAGCAACAACAGGUUCUCCGGCGCGAUACCGCCGGAGAUCGGCGUGCUGUCAAGCCUGAGCAUCAGCCUGGACCUGAGCGGGAACAGGUUCGCCGGCGAGCUGCCGGAGGAGAUGUCCGGCCUGACGCAGCUGCAGUCGCUCGACCUGUCGAGCAAUGGCCUGCACGGCAGCAUCUCGGUGCUCGGGGCGCUCACCAGCCUGACGUCCCUCAACAUCUCGUUCAAUAACUUCUCCGGCGCCAUCCCCGUGACGCCGUUCUUCAAGACGCUGUCGUCAAACUCCUACGCCGGCAAUCCCAGCCUGUGUGAGUCCUACGACGGGCACAUCUGCGCGUCAGACAUGGUUCGCCGGACCACACUCAAGACCGUCAGGACAGUGAUCCUCGUCUGCGCCAUUUUAGGCUCGAUCACUCUGCUGCUUGUGGUGGUCUGGAUCCUGUUCAACAGAAGCAGGAGGCUCGAGGGCGAGAAGGCGACGAGCCUGUCGGCCGCCGGCGGCAACGACUUCUCGUACCCGUGGACGUUCACGCCGUUCCAGAAGCUCAACUUCUGCGUGGACAGCAUCCUGGAGUGCCUCAAGGAUGAGAAUGUGAUCGGCAAAGGCUGCUCGGGGGUGGUGUACAGAGCGGAGAUGCCCAACGGCGACAUCAUCGCCGUGAAGAAGCUCUGGAAGACGACCAAGGAGGAGCCGAUCGACGCGUUCGCCGCCGAGAUUCAGAUACUGGGUCACAUCAGGCACCGGAACAUUGUCAAGCUGCUCGGUUACUGCUCGAACAAGUCUGUCAAGCUCUUGCUCUACAACUACGUCCCCAAUGGUAAUCUGCAGGAGCUCCUCAGCGAGAACAGGAGCCUGGACUGGGACACACGGUACAAGAUCGCGGUCGGGGCGGCGCAGGGGCUCUCCUAUCUGCACCAUGACUGCGUCCCGGCGAUACUCCACCGGGACGUCAAGUGCAACAACAUACUGCUUGAUUCGAAGUAUGAGGCCUACUUGGCUGACUUUGGGCUGGCCAAGCUAAUGAACUCCCCCAACUAUCAUCAUGCCAUGUCGCGCAUCGCCGAGUACGGCUACACGGCGAACAUCACGGAGAAGAGCGACGUGUACAGCUACGGCGUGGUGCUCCUGGAGAUCCUGAGCGGGCGGAGCGCCAUCGAGCCGAUGGUCAGCGACAGCCUCCACAUCGUGGAGUGGGCCAAGAAGAAGAUGGGGAGCUACGAGCCGGCGGUGAACAUCCUGGACCCCAAGCUGCGCGGCAUGCCGGACCAGCUGGUCCAGGAGAUGCUGCAGACGCUGGGCAUCGCCAUCUUCUGCGUGAACCCGGCGCCGGCGGAGCGGCCGACCAUGAAGGAGGUCGUGGCCUUCCUCAAGGAGGUGAAGAGCCCGCCGGAGGAGUGGGCCAAGACGUCGCAGCAGCCGCUCAUCAAGCCCGGCAGCCAGGAAGCCUGA